Messenger RNA from Tinamus guttatus (white-throated tinamou), 1821 nucleotides. It is a transcript of the gene TBX15, whose product is annotated as T-box transcription factor 15. Gene Ontology annotation, molecular function: RNA polymerase II cis-regulatory region sequence-specific DNA binding; DNA-binding transcription factor activity, RNA polymerase II-specific. Gene Ontology annotation, biological process: regulation of transcription by RNA polymerase II; positive regulation of DNA-templated transcription; cell fate specification. The record is from RefSeq and is a predicted model, not a curated record. NCBI's taxonomy places the organism in Eukaryota, Metazoa, Chordata, Aves, Tinamiformes, Tinamidae. Gene Ontology annotation, cellular component: chromatin; nucleus.
AUGAGCGAGAGGCGAAGAUCGGCGGUGGCCCUCAGCUCCCGAGCACACGCUUUCUCAGUAGAAGCCUUGAUCGGGACAAAUAAAAAGAGGAAACUGCGAGACUGGGAGGACAAGGGGCUGGAUUUGUCCAUGGAAAGCCUCAGUCCCAAUGGCCAGCUAGGAGACAAUGAAGACCCGACUCAGUGCCUGGACCUCAACCCCGACUCAGAGCAGAGUACUGGGUCAGACACAGAGGUACUGGCAGAAAGGACAUCCUGCUCAUUUGGCUCCCAUUCUGACCUUACAUCUGGUGGCUCGGGUCCUCAACCUCCUCCUCCUUCAUCCAUGGAAGAGAUCCAGGUAGAGUUGCAAUGUGCUGACCUCUGGAAAAGAUUCCAUGAUAUUGGGACAGAGAUGAUUAUCACUAAAGCAGGCAGGAGAAUGUUUCCAGCCAUGAGAGUGAAAAUUACAGGCUUGGAUCCCCACCAGCAGUAUUAUAUUGCCAUGGAUAUUGUGCCUGUGGAUAACAAGAGAUACAGAUACGUUUAUCACAGCUCCAAGUGGAUGGUGGCUGGCAAUGCUGAUUCACCAGUGCCCCCAAGGGUUUACAUCCACCCUGACUCACUGGCUUCUGGAGACACCUGGAUGAGGCAGGUGGUCAGUUUUGACAAGCUCAAACUGACCAACAAUGAGCUUGAUGAUCAAGGCCAUAUAAUAUUACACUCAAUGCAUAAGUACCAGCCCCGUGUUCACAUCAUCCGUAAGGAUUUCAGCAGUGACCUUUCUCCAACAAAACCAGUUCCUUCAGGUGAUGGGGUAAAAACCUUCAACUUCCCAGAGACUGUCUUUACCACAGUGACAGCCUAUCAAAAUCAACAGAUCACCAGGUUAAAAAUCGACAGAAAUCCUUUUGCUAAAGGGUUCAGAGACUCUGGGAGAAACAGAACAGGACUGGAGGCUAUCAUGGAGACCUAUGCAUUCUGGAGGCCUCCUGUGCGCACUCUCACCUUCGAAGACUUCACUACCAUGCAGAAACAGCAAGGAGGCAGUACAGGUACCUCCCCAACAACCUCCAGCACAGGGACCCCAUCACCCUCUGCUUCCUCUCAUCUUCUCUCUCCAUCCUGCUCUCCUCCAGCCUUUCAUUUGGCCCCCAACACCUUCAAUGUUGGCUGCCGGGAGAGCCAGCUUUGCAAUCUCAACCUGUCUGAUUACCCUCCAUGUGCCAGGAGCAAUAUGGCUGCACUGCAGAGCUACCCGGGGCUGAGCGACAGCGGGUACAACCGUCUGCAGAGCAGCACCACCUCUGCCUCUCAGCCCUCAGAAACUCCGUCCUUGAUCUCAGGAAUUCCUACUCCUUCCUCGCUGCCCACCAACGGCAAGAUGGAGGCAUACAGUGGCCAGCUGGGGUCAUUCCCCAGCUCCCAGUUUCAGUAUGUCAUGCAAGCAGGCAACCCUGCCUCCACCUCUUCUUCCUCACACAUGUUUGGUGGUAGCCACAUGCAGCAGAGUUCCUACAAUGCCUUCUCCCUUCACAAUCCCUACAAUCUCUAUGGAUACAAUUUCCCUGCCUCCCCAAGACUGGCAGCAAGCCCAGAGAAACUGACCACCUCCCAAAGCACUUUACUCUGUUCCUCCCCUUCUGGUGGGGCCUUUGGAGAGAGGCAAUACCUUUCGACAGGCAUGGAUCAUGGAAUGCACAUGAUCAGUCCUCCAUCCAGUAACCAGCAGGCAGCCAAUGCCUGUGACAACAGACAGUACAGUGCUGUUCAGGGCUCUUCCUCACAGAUGUCUGUGCACAUGGUCUAACAAGUGGCACAUUUCUUUGGAAGCGAAAGCCAU